GGCGAGGAGAACCAACACCAACAACCCAACGUCGACGCCCAGGCCACCAACACCAAGAGACAGCAUCAAUGUUUACCCAACUCAUUAAAGACACGCAAAAUUCCUUGUUCAUUUCUGUGAUUUCAAGAAUUCACAUCUCUCGCUUCACAUUCCCUGUUUUUGUCUGUCUGGCCUCUUUGUGUCGCUAACGGCAUACUGUGUACAAUCCAACUGCGCACCCAAAACAACCAACCAAAACAUCCCCCAACAUGUCAGACACAACCAACAACGACGACUUCAUCCACGUCGUCGUCACCGCCGGCGGACCAUACCUCGAAUGGGACUUCAACACAUCAGCCAUGAUCCGCGACGCGCUGCCAGCGGCCAUCACCCGCCCCGGCGCGGAACCGAUCAAGAUCACCAAGCACCCGGACAACGUGCAGUGCAGCUACGGGCCGUGCACGCAGCUCAUCGAGAGCGUGUGGAACCACCCGAACAACAAAAAAGUCGACCUGGCCGUGCACAUCGGCAUGAAUCCGCCAUUCCCAGGGUUUUACUUCGAGACGCGCGCGCGCCGCGACGGUUUCGCCGCCCUCGGCCACGACGGCCUGCCGUUCCCCAAGGAGCUGACUGCGCCGGGCGGCCAGUGGGCGGAUCUUCCGGCGGAGCUGCGCCCCGGGUUCGAUAUGCUGCGCGUCAGGGGCGAGGUCGUCGCGCGCGGCGCCCAAAUCACUGUCUCGGACGACGCCGGCCUGUAUUUUUGCGAGUUCCAGCUGCUGACCUCGCUGGCGGCCGUCCGCGAUCGCCCGGAGCGCGGACACGCCGUCUUUCUGCACGUGCCCGAGGACAAGUCGGAGAAAGACAUCAGCCUUGGCAGAGAUGUGGCCGUCGAGUUCAUUACUGCGCUUGCAAAUGAUAUAGGGCAUUGAGGGGUGAUUUUGCGAGCUGCAGAGAUUUUAUCUAUCGCUUUUUUCGAUUUACCGUCAGGGAAAAGACCCUGCCAUGGUUACCUACAAAUGUCACCAUAUCUAAUGACGUUGUUUGUAUACGAGCGAAAGCUAAAAAGCCA
Molecule: messenger RNA, 1048 nt
Organism: Lasiosphaeria miniovina
Lineage: Eukaryota; Fungi; Ascomycota; Sordariomycetes; Sordariales; Lasiosphaeriaceae
Exons: 3
Coding region: 249-908 (219 amino acids)
Source: RefSeq, a predicted model, not a curated record